Molecule: messenger RNA, 633 nt
Organism: Peniophora sp. CBMAI 1063
Lineage: Eukaryota; Fungi; Basidiomycota; Agaricomycetes; Russulales; Peniophoraceae
Source: the annotation of a GenBank genome assembly
AUGACGACUGAUAUACCUUCUACGACUCUUGCUCUGCAAAAGCUUACGCUUGACUCCAAGCCCGAGACUGCCCACGCGUGCGAACAGGCCGGCGCUGCCGAUCAACAGGUUCGCUACGGUAACUGGAGGCCUCCCAGUCGCGUGGACGCAAAACUUCGCGAGCCCUUGCCUACGCCGGCCAGCAUUCGAGCUGCCCACCUUGAUCCUAAGACUGGCAUGAUCACCAGUUUUGCUACACUCGACGAGGUAGCAAAAACCGCUGAAUGGCAUGGUUUGCCUCCAGGAGGGUUUCCAUACGCGAAGCGCUGCCGGAAUUGCGACAUUGACAAUCUCGCAUGCCAUUACCGGAAUCGACGUGCCUGUAUCAAUUGUUCGCUUAUCCGUGUUGGUUGCGCUGGUGGAGUACUGGACGACGCCCAACAGAGUGCAGAGGAGCACUCCUCCGACAGCCCCUAUGAGCCACAAGUCUGGCGACGACGCGCUCUUCUGGAAGACCUGCAAGAUGUGAUGGGCAAAUGGGACGAGCGGAUGACAGCGACUGGAGGUACGUACACUUGGCCACCCGCGAAAACAAUACUCAAGGAUGCCUUCAGAAUGCAUCAGAGGUUUAUGAGCCCUACCCAUAGUUUCUAG